AUGGAUAUUGUACAGGCCAUCUCCGGCUACAUCACCAAGAUGGUGUCAGUCGGAGAUAGCGCUGCGACUGGCACAUCUGCAGCCAAGAUGAAGAUCCUCUUACUCGAUAAUGAGACUGUGUCGAUAGUGUCCUCUGCAACGACGCAGUCCGCCCUCCUCACCCAUGAAGUCUACCUUACCGACCGAAUAGAGAACCAAAAACGAGAGAAGAUGCGGCAUCUUCGGUGCUUAUGCUUCGUGCGACCGUCGCCAGAGUCGAUACAGAGCUUGAUUGAGGAGUUGCGGGACCCAAAAUACGGGGAAUACAACAUAUACUUCAGCAACAUCAUCAAGAAGUCGUCGCUCGAACGGCUGGCCGAAGCAGAUGAUCACGAGGUCGUGCGCGCCAUUCAGGAGUAUUUUGCCGACUUCUUUGUCAUCAAUCCAGACCUCAUGUCGCUGAAUCUCAGUUUCCCAGAUCACCGGAUAUGGAGUACAAGUCCAGAUUCGUGGAACCAAAACUCCUUGCAAAGGUCGACCGAAGCUGUCCUGGCGUUACUUCUUUCGCUGAAGAAGAAGCCGUUGAUUCGAUACCAGAAGAAUAGUCUGCUUGUAAAGAAGCUGGCGACGGAGGUUCGAUACAAUAUGACGCAGGAAGAGCAACUUUUCGACUUCAGGAAGACUGAUACACCGCCCAUCUUACUCAUCGUCGAUCGAAGAGACGACCCGGUCACACCACUACUCACACAAUGGACUUAUCAAGCCAUGGUUCACGAGCUGCUUGGCAUCAACAACGGCAGAGUAGACCUACGCGACGUACCAGAAAUACGGCCAGAGAUGAAAGAAAUCGUUCUCUCCCAGGAUCAAGAUCCGUUCUUCAAGAAGAACAUGUACCUGAACUUCGGUGAUCUGGGACAGAAUGCAAAGGAAUACGUCGAACAGUUUGCUUCGAAACAACAGGGCACACAGAAGCUGGACUCAAUCGCAGACAUGAAGCGCUUUAUCGAAGACUUUCCAGAGUUCCGCAAGCUGUCCGGCAAUGUCACGAAACACGUAACUCUCGUUGGCGAACUUAGCAGACGAGUCGGCGAAGAAAGUCUGUUGGACAUUAGUGAGCUUGAGCAGAGUCUCGCAUGUCAGGACAACCACUCGAACGACGUAAAGUCACUGCAGAAGAUCAUCCAGGAUCCCAAAGUCCCAGCGAACAAUAAGCUGCGACUCGUUGCUAUCUAUGCGCUGCGCUACCACAAGAACUCUUCCAACUCAACUGCUAUGCUAUUAGACUUGCUGGUUGUAGCCGGAGGCCUAUCAAGAAACCGCAUCAACCUCAUCACAAAACUUCUCACCUACCACGACUCUUUACAAUCCGCAGCAGCAGCAGGAGGCAUGCCAGAUCUCUUCCAACCAGGAUCCUUCUUUGGCGGUGCUAGGGAUCGAUUCAAGGGACUAAAGGGUGUCGAGAACGUAUACACUCAGCAUUCUCCUCGGUUGGAAACCACACUGCAGGACAUGAUUAAGGGGCGCCUAAGUCAGCAGUUGUAUCCGUUCGUGGAAGGCGGUGGGACGACCAAGGACAAACCGCAGGACAUUAUUGUGUUUAUGGUAGGCGGAACAACCUAUGAAGAAGCCAAGAUGGUAGCGCAAGUGAACGCGAGUUCUCCCGGCGUCCGUGUAGUUCUCGGCGGAACCACUGUGCACAGCAGCACCUCGUUCUUGGAAGAGGUCGAGGAUGCAGUAGAGUCUUGGCCUGAGCCUCCGGCCACUUCAGCCGCAGCUCGGCUGCGACGGGAAGUAGGCAGGUAA
Molecule: messenger RNA, 1782 nt
Organism: Macroventuria anomochaeta
Lineage: Eukaryota; Fungi; Ascomycota; Dothideomycetes; Pleosporales; Didymellaceae
Product: vacuolar protein sorting-associated protein 45
Exons: 4
Coding region: 1-1782 (593 amino acids)
Biological process (GO): intracellular protein transport; vesicle-mediated transport
Cellular component (GO): Golgi membrane
Source: RefSeq, a predicted model, not a curated record